Molecule: messenger RNA, 1470 nt
Organism: Lachancea fermentati
Lineage: Eukaryota; Fungi; Ascomycota; Saccharomycetes; Saccharomycetales; Saccharomycetaceae
Source: the annotation of a GenBank genome assembly
AUGUUAGAUAAUAGAAUACUGGCAACCAGAAAGAGAUUGGCUUUCGAGGAUGAGCCUAGAACCGUAAAGAAAAUGUGCGGGCUAAUUACACCGCCUGCAUCUCCAGAGAAGGCAGUCAAUAUUAGAUCAGUGCCAUUGUCGGUCUCACCCAAAAGAUUGAAUUUUGGUCCACUUUCCAUUUACUCCAGGACAAAGGCGCUGCUACAAAGAUGCGCGAAUGUCGAGAUCGGGGAUGAGGCAUAUCUGCCAACAAGAAUGGAACAAUACACGGAGAUAAUGGGAUUUUUGAAACGAGUCAUCGAUUCAGACUCUGGCGAUUCUGUGUACAUCACGGGCCCUCCUGGCACUGGAAAGACAGCACAGGUCGAUUUGAUCAUCCGCGAGAAAUUUCAGAUGCUCGCUCUGGGUGGCCCGCAACUCAAACAUGAAGCGGGUUUGUCGAACACUUUUUUCUUUGAAACGUCAACUUCGGAGUUCAAAUCAGUCGCCAUCGCAUCCAUAAACUGCAUUGCCAUCAACAACCCCGAAAGCAUCUUUGCCAAGAUCUACGAGUCCUUCGCAAGUGAUGCCAGCGAGCAAGUACGGAGCGCCGAGGACUUGCAAAAGUUCAUCCUAUCUCAUCCAAACACGACAUUUAUCGUUAUUCUUGACGAGAUGGAUAAGCUUGUAACCUCUACAUUACAAGACGCCAACGCUACAAAACAUAUUUUUGAUCUCUUUCUAUUGGCCAAAUUACCAAAGGUUAAAUUUGGCCUCAUUAGCAUUGCAAAUAGUCUCGACAUGAAAGACAGGUUUCUUUCGCGUUUGAACUUGAAGCGAGAACUACUUCCCAAGACUAUCACUUUCCCUCCAUACACGGCGGAGCAAAUGUAUGACAUUGUCAUGCAGAAAUUGACAGCUGCGGGAAAUGAACUUGUCAUACAGCCCGCUGCGAUUAGAUUCGCGGCCAAAAAGUGUUCAGGUAACACAGGAGAUUUAAGGAAACUAUUUGACGUUCUAAGAUCUAGCAUUGAAGUGGUGGAAUUAGCGGCCAUAAAAAAUCGCCACUCCUCUGACGGUCAUGUCACCAAGGUUACGUUGGCACACGUAGCCAAAGUUUUCUCAUCAUUCAUGAAUAAUUCUUCCACUAAAUCUCGGCUCUCAAAACUUAACAUGCAACAACGGCUAGUUCUAGGUUCGCUAGUUCACCGUGAAAAGUUUGACAUUUUCCAAACGCAGUGCUCCAUGGAUGAUGCUUACGACUACUAUACUAAACUUCUGGACCAGAAAAACGCCAUUUCUCCCCUCAAACGCAAUGAAUUCCUUGAAAUUUGUAACGCUCUGGAAACUUGUGGUGUUGUCCAUUUGGCACAAGGAAAAUCGUUCGGCAAGACCCGGCAUUUGGUGAAGUUCAUAAAGUCCAACGUUGACAAAAGAGAAUUUGACGAUGAAGUUGGCAAACUAGCAUUAUUAAAAGAAAUCCUGGGGUAA